AUGACCAUCGAAAUUAAUAAACCUGAAGUGGUUGCGCAAGUAAAGGCAGCAUUUACCAUAUAUGAACAAGCUUUGAUCGAAAAUGACGUAAGUACGAUGAAUAUGCUAUUCUGGAAUGCGCCUGAAACAGUUCGCUAUGGUAUCGCUGAUAUUCAGCAUGGUGGGGAAGCAAUUUGUGAAUGGCGUGCUAACGCGCAACCAGUAUCACCACAACGGCAACUUCAUCGUACAAUUAUUACAACCUAUGGCACUGAUUUUGCGACAGUUAGUACCGAAUUUAGCAAUGAUGCCGAAAUGUCAACACGCGGUCGGCAAAUGCAAACAUGGGCUAGAUUAGGAUCGGUUUCCGAUGUUGGUAAUGGCUGGAAAGUCGUUGCUGCUCAUGUUAGUUUGGUUCAACAGAAUUAG
Messenger RNA from Adineta steineri, 408 nucleotides. Lineage: Eukaryota; Metazoa; Rotifera; Eurotatoria; Adinetida; Adinetidae. The record is from the annotation of a GenBank genome assembly.